UUCUCUCAAACAAACGCGUCGAAAAUGGCGAUGCCAGUUAUCUCGGCUGCCGACCUGGACGCCCUGAUCCCUCUGGACCCCGAAACACCCGACACACCUUCAACCUCAACCGCACCAACAACAACACCAAUAGCAAGCGCGACGAGCAGCCAGUCAGCGGCAGCCGUGGCGGCGGCCUACCAACAAUACCAACAGUACCACCAGUAUUAUACCGCUUCAUAUGGGACCCAACUACCCGCCGCGACAUCGCAGCCGCAGUCUAUGGCACGACAAGCUAUCACUAACGCGGCUGCAGCGGCCGGCUCGAGUGCGCUUGACACCUCAGAUGUCGCGACACUGAAUGAUGCAUUGGGGAGUGCGGGUGUCGAUUUGCGGGCCGAGGAAGAAAGUCUGCAGCGCUCGCAUGGCUACCAAAACUCGUACGCCAACACCGGAUCGGAGGACCGCGCAAGGAAACAGUCGGCGCGACCGCAUUUCGACGUGGCACAUCUGUCCAGCAAGAUGCGGACCAUUGCAACACACCACAAGGUCGCUGGCACGGGCGUAUCAGAGGACUGUGUGAAUUAUCUUGCUCUCGCUCUUCGCGCGCGACUGCAAGACUUGGUGACGGCGAUGAUCCAUGCCGCAAAACAUCGAACCAGCGCCAAGUUCGAUAAGCCAGCGUCAGUAUAUGACGACGGGACGGCAGCCUGGGGUAUUAUGGUCCGAAGCGAUGUGGCGAAACAACUGGCUGCAUUGGAGAUUGCAGAUCGGGAGGAGGAGGAAAGGGAAAGAGAGUUACGGGAACGACGAGAGCAGGCAAUCGACAAGGUUCUCACGGCAGCCCUACAAGGGGAAGACAUCCCGCUAGAGAUGCCAACAGAAGAGCAGGUCUGGCAAGAGCGCAAGCGGCGGAGGAAAACGCAAGAAAUCCAACAAAAGAUGACGAAUCAGACUGCCAACAAGGCGGCUGGGGUGCCAACACGGAUAUGGAUGACAACAGCGCACAUAAACAAGGGCAAAGCGCCAGUAGCCGCCCCGACACCACCGCUACCUGAGCGGAAGUACCAAGCAGUCAGACCAGAGUCUGUCCCACAGCCGGAUGGGAAAACGGUGGUGUCAAUGCGAGACGCGAUGUUUGUUAUUUCGAGGGAACGAGGGCAUGGAGGUGGGCGCGGAGCCGCAUUGGGGUGGGCAUGA
This is a messenger RNA of Mycena indigotica, 1179 nucleotides long. Its product is annotated as TAF4 domain-containing protein. Gene Ontology annotation, cellular component: transcription factor TFIID complex. The record is from RefSeq and is a predicted model, not a curated record. NCBI's taxonomy places the organism in Eukaryota, Fungi, Basidiomycota, Agaricomycetes, Agaricales, Mycenaceae. Gene Ontology annotation, molecular function: RNA polymerase II general transcription initiation factor activity; DNA binding. The coding region runs from base 25 to 1179 and encodes 384 amino acids. Gene Ontology annotation, biological process: transcription initiation at RNA polymerase II promoter. The transcript is spliced from 4 exons.